AGAAAGUCUGCCGCGACCUCCGAUUACAUUUUUUAAAAGGGGAGUGCGCAGUGGAAAGGAAGGGCAGGGAGAAGAUCAGUACUUUGCAACCAGCUCUUAUUUUCACUUGCGAUGUCUUCAAAGAGAAAGAGCCCCAGUUCAGCAGAAGAAAGAAGCAAGAAGCAAAGGAAAGCCAUUGAUCUUGAUUUGAAGAUGAAGAUCAUCAAAGCGUAUGAUGCUGGAAAGAAGGUGAAUAUUAUAGCGCAAGAAGAAGGGCUGGCCCAUUCCACCAUCUCCUCUAUUUUGAAGGAUAAGGAAAGGAUCAGAGAGGCAAUGAAAGGAUCACCAGGAAUGAAAGUAGUUAUAACAAGACAGCGAAAAGGGCUCAUCCACGAAAUGGAAAAACUCCUUAUACUUUGGAUCGAAGAUCAGAUGCAAAAGAGGAUGCCGGUUAGCCUUCUUCUCAUUCAGGCUAAGGCACGCAGCAUUUUUGAAACACUGAAGGGACGAGCAGGUGAGGGGUGCACCGAAACCUUCACUGCCAGCCGUGGCUGGUUUAUGCGGUUUCAGCGAAGAUUUAAUUACCACAGCACACGCAAAUCACGUAAAGCUGCAAGCACUGAUGAAGCUGCCAAACGUUUUUUGGAUGAAUUUGAUGAUAUUGUUGCAAAAGGGAACUAUUUGCCUGAACAGAUAUUCAGUGUGGACGAAACCUGGUUAUUCUGGAAAAAAAUGCCAGAGCGGACCUACAUACACAAAGAAGCCAAAGCAAUGCCUGGAUAUAAAGCAUUUAAGGACAGAGUAACCUUGCUGCUGGGCGGAAAUGUCUCCGGAUUCAAGUUGAAGCCAUUCCUGAUCCACAAAUUGGAGAACCACCGUGCAUUCAAAAACAUAUGCAAACACACACUGCCUGUUUAUUACCGAUCCAAUCAGAAGGCUUGGAUGACACAAGUCCUCUUUGAGGAUUGGUGUAUGAAUUGUUUCAUACCCCAAGUAAAGGAAUAUUGCUCACAAAACAGAAUUCCUUUUAACAUUCUCCUGCUCCUUGACAACAAACCUGGACAUCUGCAUCUCGACAAUCUCUACCCAGGUGUAAAGGUAGUUUAUCUACCCAAAAACACCAGCCCUCUCCUACAGCCUAUGGACCAGGGAGCUAUCACAAUAUUUAAGGCAUACUAUUUACGUGCAAUGUUUGCCAAAGCCAUAGCUGCAACAGAGGAUAAGAAAGUGACAUUGAGCGAGUUUUGGAAAGGCUACAAUAUCCUCCAUUGCAUCAAAAAUAUCGCAGCAGCAUGGCAGGAUGUCACUGUAAAAUGCAUGCAAGGGAUUUGGAAAAAGUGUUUAAAAUGUUUUGCUGUUCUUGUAAAUAAUUUUCAAGGAUUUGACCAUAACAAAGAUUUGGAUGAAAUAAAUAAGGAAAUUUUGACACUCGUGGAAUCCCUUGAUUUAGAGAUCGAUGCUGAAGAUGUGAAAAAUUUGAUAGCCUACACUGAGGGAGAGCUUUCAAAUGAAGAUUUAAUUGAACUGAAAGAUGAAUUGGAAGCACAAGGGGAUGAAGAAGAAGAGGAGGAGGAGGAGGAGGAAAAGGAGGAGGAGGAAGAGGAACCAGAAGAAGAACCAGAAGAAGAACCAGAGGAAGAGGAGGAGGAAAAUAUUGUAGAAGUUCAGCCGAAAAAGUUCAAUGUGAAAACAUUGGCUGGUGUUUUCUCAGACAUUAACAAAAGUUUAUCAAAAUUAGAAAGUAUGGAUCCAAAUGUUGAACGUUUUGGAAAGGUACAUCGGGAAAUGCAUGAAAUCUUAAAGUGUUAUCAUGAAAUAUAUGAAGAAAAAAAGAAAAAAAACAUGCAAACCAAACUUACUGGGGUUUUUAAGAAAGAUAAUCCUUCUUCAACUUUACUUCCUUCCCCAUCACCCUCCCCAUCCAUAGGAAUAGAAGACCCAGGCAAUCCUCAGCCAUCAGCCAACUGUGCCACCAUAUCCAACGUUUCCAAAAACACAGAAAAAGACUACAGUAAUCUUUUGAAGGACUUACAUUGAUGUUUACAAGUACCGUACUAUAACUGUAAAAUCUGAUUUUGUACUCAUUUUGUUAAAAAUGUUAAGUUCAUUGAAGGAUAAAAGAAAAUGAGUAUGGAAGACGGAAGAAAAAUUGUAAGUCUCAGUCACGUGAUUUUUCACUUAGUGAUCAUUUCAUAUCACUUAACAACUGAAGGAGAAGUAUAG
Molecule: messenger RNA, 2202 nt
Organism: Python bivittatus (Burmese python)
Lineage: Eukaryota; Metazoa; Chordata; Lepidosauria; Squamata; Pythonidae
Source: RefSeq, a predicted model, not a curated record